AUACUGGAUGAGACAUUUUGCAGAAGAUACAGAAGCAUACAAGAUAAUUGAUGGGAUUGGUUUGCAUUGGUACUUUGACAAGUAUAUCCCUCCCUCUGUUCUGACAUAUCUGCACCAAAACUUUCCUGAAAAACUGAUCAUGUAUACAGAAACCAGUAUCAAUGGAGGAUUUGGUCCAAAAGCAGUUGGAUCUUGGUUCUUGGGUAAGAGCAGAAGCUUACAUCUAUAGCAUCAUUGAGACACUUACCCACUGGACUCAGAGCUACAUGGACUGGAACCUUGCAGUGAACUUAGAAGGAGGACCAACGUUGGGCAUGGCUGUGGAAGGUGCUAUCAUUGUCAACUCUACUGGAGAAGAGUUCUACAAGCAGCCCAUCUUUCUAUGCUAUGGGUCAUUUUUCAAAGUUCAUGCCCCCAGGAGCUAG
Molecule: messenger RNA, 425 nt
Organism: Homalodisca vitripennis (glassy-winged sharpshooter)
Lineage: Eukaryota; Metazoa; Arthropoda; Insecta; Hemiptera; Cicadellidae
Product: putative glucosylceramidase 4
Exons: 4
Coding region: 162-425 (87 amino acids)
Biological process (GO): glucosylceramide catabolic process
Molecular function (GO): glucosylceramidase activity
Source: RefSeq, a predicted model, not a curated record